This is a messenger RNA of Brugia malayi, 2895 nucleotides long. RefSeq lists its product as uncharacterized. Gene Ontology annotation, cellular component: plasma membrane; postsynaptic membrane. Gene Ontology annotation, molecular function: transmitter-gated monoatomic ion channel activity involved in regulation of postsynaptic membrane potential; glutamate-gated receptor activity. The record is from RefSeq and is a predicted model, not a curated record. The coding region runs from base 1 to 2895 and encodes 964 amino acids. NCBI's taxonomy places the organism in Eukaryota, Metazoa, Nematoda, Chromadorea, Rhabditida, Onchocercidae. Gene Ontology annotation, biological process: synaptic transmission, glutamatergic; monoatomic ion transport; modulation of chemical synaptic transmission. The transcript is spliced from 22 exons.
AUGAUGAAAAAUACCUCACUAUUAUCAAUUCAAAUUUUUCUUUUAUAUAUUUUACUUCUACUUGGAUACCCAACGAAAAUACCAAUUAAGACAUACAUUCAACCGGAUGAAGAAAAUAAAGCUAUUAUGCGGACAAUACAAGAAGGUGAAAUGAUACAUAAUAAUGAUCAAAACAAUCCGUUGAAAUUUUCAUUUUCCAAUCGUCAAUUACAUAUUGAGGAAAUCGAUACAUGGAAUUUAAUAAAUACUGUAUGCAGUGAUUUAAAAGUUGGUUCGAUGGCAAUAAUGUGCGGUAAUAUGGGUAAACCGUAUGAGGCGUUCUUGGCAAUCACUGAAAAUAUGGAAAUGCCACUGAUAAACUGGGAUUUGUCACCAAUACUUCCAGCUGAAGAACCUCGCAGUUUCUUUCAAGUGAGUAUUCGUCCGCCAACAGCAGAAUUGAUAGCUGAUUUAAUCUUAUAUAAGCAAUGGCCAACAUUUAUCUUUCUUCAUGAUGGCAAAAAUUCAGUAAUCAAUUUACAAUGGAUUUAUUAUUAUUUGCAUCGUAAAAGUAAUACUUCAAUAUCAGCAGAAAUGAUUCGAAUGCCACAAAAUGAAAAUGAUUUUAUGAGAUUCUUCCGAAAAUUAAAUGCAAAUCGAUUUGUAAACAAUUCAAUCAAGUAUAUCGUAAUUGAUGCUGAUUCAUCACAUCGACAAAGACAAUUUCUAGCUGCUAUACGAUCCACUCAGUUUAGCCAAUUGGAAUAUCAUUAUAUUGUUGGAAAUUAUGAUUUUUCGGAUUACGACGUGGAAAUGUUCCAAAAUGGAAACAUUAACAUUUCCGGUUUUCAAAUAAUAAAUCGAGAAGCAAAAGAAUAUAGCAAACUGAAAAAUGCUAUAUUUAAAGCAGAAAAAGUUGACAUAGACAAUGAGAUUAAACCUGUAUUUGUGCAUGACGCAAUGCUCGUUUUACGAGCUCUUUUUGCAACCGUUUUACGACGUAACGAUUCUUUAUUCCGCCAUAACUUCCGGCAUGGCCAGUUGUACAAUCGUGAAUAUCCUGGACUAUACUGUCAUCCAAGUAUGGAUGUCGACAAUCCCCAUCGUCCAUUUACAACUUUCGAGCAUGGACAAAUACUAGCAAGAGCUUUACGUGGAUUAAAAUUAGAUUCAAAUGAUGGUACCUUAUCCGGACGCAUUGAAUUUGAUCGUUUUGGGAUGCGUAAGAAUUAUGACGUUACCGUGAUUGAUUUAGUAUCCAGUAUUAAAUCUGCUUUUAACCGGAAAGAGAUAAUGGUUUGGAAACAAGGCCUUGGAUUUUUUGCAAAUCAAACGAUUGCUGAGCACACUCGAAAGACUUUGGAUGCAACAGGACAGAAAAAAACCCUUAAAGUGGUCACUAUUGUGACAGCACCUUUUGUAAUGAUUAAAAGAGGUUGUGAGGGAAAUACGAACAAAAGUAGUUGUGAUGGUAACGAUCGCUAUGAAGGAUUUUGCAUUGAUUUACUUAAACUUCUCAGUGACAAAAUCGAAGAUUUUAAAAAGUAUGAAAUAAUCUUAGCUAAAGGCAAUAAAUACGGAAUUAAACAGCCUGAUGGUUCAUGGGAUGGCCUAAUUGGCUCAUUACUUAGUGGUGAAGCAGAUGUUUGUGUAGCAUCACUUACUAUAAAUCAAGAUCGUGAACGAGUUGUUGAUUUUUCGAAACCAUUUAUGACAACUGGAAUUAGUAUAAUGAUUAAGAAACCGGAUAAACAAGAAUUUUCCGUAUUCUCAUUCAUGCAACCAUUAAGUACCGAAAUUUGGAUGUAUAUCAUUUUUGCAUAUGUUGGGGUUUCUGUUGUGAUAUUUUUGGUUUCACGAUUUUCACCAUACGAAUGGCGUAUUGAAGAGAUGUCGGGUGGCGGUGGUUUUACAAUUUCAAAUGAUUUUUCAGUUUACAAUUGUUUAUGGUAUACACUUGCUGCAUUUAUGCAGCAAGGUACCGAUAUUGUACCUAGAUCAAUAAGUGGUCGUCUUGCAAGCAGUGUAUGGUGGUUUUUCACAAUGAUUAUCGUUUCAUCCUAUACCGCUAAUUUAGCAGCAUUUUUAACAUUGGAAAAAAUGCAAGCACCAAUUGAAUCAGUGGAAGAUUUAGCUAAACAAACAAAAAUUAAAUAUGGAAUACAACAAGGUGGUUCAACAGCGCAAUUUUUUAAGUAUAGCUCAGUGCAAAUUUAUCAACGAAUGUGGCGCUAUAUGGAAUCACAGGUACCAACGGUAUUCACUUCAACCUAUGCGGAAGGUAUUGAAAGAGUUCGAAGUCAUAAAGGACGAUAUGCAUUUUUGUUGGAAGCUACCGCAAAUGAAUAUGCAAAUACAAGGAAACCUUGUGAUACGAUGAAAGUUGGAUCAAACUUAAAUUCAGUUGGUUAUGGAGUUGCAACACCAUUUGGUUCUCCAUAUAAAGAUCAUAUUAAUUUGGCAAUUCUUGCAUUACAAGAGCGUGGCGAAUUGAAAAAACUUGAGAAUAAAUGGUGGUAUGAUCGAGGUGAAUGUGAUCAAGGCAUCGCGGAAGGUCAUAAUGCAAGUUUAAAUUUGAGUAAAGUGGCAGGAAUAUUUUAUAUCUUAAUGGGUGGUAUGAUUGCAUCAAUGUUAGCAGCACUUGGUGAAUUUCUUUAUCGUUCUCGAAUUGAAGCACGUAAAGGCAAUGUUACUUCAUUACUGGGAAGUUUAACGCAAAAUCUUCGAACUUCGUUUUUUGCACAACCAAAAAAAGUUCUUCCGGAUGAAGAAACAUUUAGAAAAGGAACACCAGUCUUUGAAGUUUUUAAAAAGCAAGAUGAAGCAUCGAAAUCAACUGAUUCGAAAUCGAGUAAAUUAACUGAUGAAUUAAUUACUGCUCAACCAUUCAUUAAACGUUACAAUACUGCCGUUUGA